GGCGCGCAGGGUCCUUCCGCGCCGCGCGUCGCAGCCGGUGGGCCGUUGGCAGCGCGCGUGCCGGCGGCCCCCACCAUGUACUACAAGUUUAACGGCUUCACGCAGAGGCUGGUCGGGGCGGCAGCCUCUGCCGCUUACAAUCCCCAGGGACUCAAACCAGUAGUUUCCACUGAAUCCUCAGCUCUGAUUUUUGGGACAACAACUAAACUUGCUUCAGAUUUACCAGCAACUGAUUCUUUCUUGGGUAAAAACAAGGUGCCAGACCUACAGAAACUCUUUCAGAGAACAGACGGGCUGCCGGUACACCUGAAGAGAGGCCUUCCAGAUAAGCUGCUUUAUCGGACCACUAUGGCUCUAACAAUAGGAGGGACUAUCUACUGUCUAGUAGCACUGUACAUGGCCUCACAACCAAGAAACCAAAAAUGAAUGAACCACAGCUCAUGGGACUUGACACAUCUCUGAAUGACCUCCUGCAUGCACCUGUUGGCACUGGCUGUAGUUAAUUCUGUGAUCGCAUUGGGUUCAUUAUCCAGAUCCAAUUUCUUGGAGAAACUGUUUUAAAUUGGUUGCCUUAUGUGUUCUAGAAAUUGA
Dryobates pubescens (Downy woodpecker) is the source of this 591-nucleotide messenger RNA. RefSeq names its product cytochrome c oxidase subunit 7A-related protein, mitochondrial (gene COX7A2L). NCBI's taxonomy places the organism in Eukaryota, Metazoa, Chordata, Aves, Piciformes, Picidae. Bases 76 to 426 code for a protein of 116 amino acids. Gene Ontology annotation, biological process: regulation of oxidative phosphorylation; mitochondrial electron transport, cytochrome c to oxygen; mitochondrial respirasome assembly. The transcript is spliced from 3 exons. The record is from RefSeq and is a predicted model, not a curated record.